Molecule: messenger RNA, 3630 nt
Organism: Hyalella azteca
Lineage: Eukaryota; Metazoa; Arthropoda; Malacostraca; Amphipoda; Hyalellidae
Exons: 9
Coding region: 66-1652 (528 amino acids)
Source: RefSeq, a predicted model, not a curated record
CGUGCUUCCGCCGUCGCCGUGCAGAUAGUAUGAGUCUGUGAUUCAGACUACUUAUAAAUAAAUGUAUGAUUCUCAUUUUAAAGUCAAACUAUUCUAUGAUGGUUAAAAUCUGUUUCUAUGUGCUUCCUUUCAUUGUACUUGUUACGAUUGCUCAUUAUAUUUUCUAUUCUUCCACACAAUUUUUUAUUUCUAACGUAUCGCCUCUGAAGCAAUGUCCUUGCCCCAUUCUGGAAGCUGAUCCUGCUUCAUUUUUUGCCAAGGAUGAGCUGUCAAGAAAAGAUCCAAAGGGCCUUGGAUCUUCAUAUGAAAGUCUGGCUGCACAUCAUCCCAAUGCCCCCUUGCGUCUGCUCAACAGCUCAUUCCCUCGCUGUAGUCUCAUGCCAGAGUUCAUGAAAAUUCACUGGACUGCAAGUGUGUGGCAACAUUUCAAAGAUGCCAGUGGCAAGAAGUUUCUUCUCUACUCAGCUAUAUAUGAAAAUCGAACAAAAACUGAACCACCUGGCGGAGUUGUACGAGUGGUCACGCUCCUGCAGAAAGAAUAUUUUGACUCAUUUGAGCUGCCUUGGUGUUUGCUGUGGUACAAUCAUGCAACUCAACCUUACAUCAGUCGUGUCAUCAGGGCUGAGUACAUUGACUGGCAGUGGGAGAGCAGCGACCGCUUGCUCAGCUACAUGCUCACCUGCCCUGCCUUGCAGCACGCAGCUGCGCCCUGGGGGGCCUCAGUUGUAUCUCAGCCUUGUACUCCUGCCCAGAACCUCCUCUCUGUUGUGAGUAGAGAGACUGAUCAAACAUCAGGUGGCUACAAGCACGGGCGCUCUGCUGGCUCUCACUCCUCAAACCAGUUGAUCUCUGGCAGUAAUGGACGGCCACAACGUGAACGCUUAGCAUCAGGAGAUGAGUUCGAGGUUGGUGUGUGCGGACCCGCGCUCUUCUAUUACCAAGAGGACUUCUCAGUGCGUCUCGUUGAGUGGCUGGAGUUGCUACGUGCGUUGGGCACAUCGCAGGUCUUCCUCUACGUAACGCGUGUGCAUCCCAACAUAGAAAAGGUGCUUCGCUACUAUGAGCAGAAAGGCUUCGUACACACCACUGACUUCCAUUACCCUCCACCUUACGUCGAUGAGCCACUGCUCAGACGUACUAAGGACUGGCCAAUUCCUCCACCAUCGUAUUGGUUCCGGUGGCAGUACUUCCCCUCUGACCUUCCACCCUCACAUGAGCACGCGUCGUCCCAAGUUGAGGGCUAUACGCUGGUCUCUCCUAGCGGGGACAUGAGGCAGGCUCAUGACUACAAGGAGAGACAAGGGGAUGUGCCUGCUUAUCUGCACAUGUUGUAUCAUGACCAGAAGCUCAUCAAUGACCCGGACGAGAAGCAUUAUAAUUUCAAGAGUCUAUACGACAUGGCGGACACAACAGCGGCAUUCUCUCAUCGCUCUGUUGCCUGCGCUUCAGGUCCAUGCUCGCAGUCGCAGCAGAUAGACCUUAGCGUUGCCUAUGUGGGCCACUUCAGCGGACAGUGCGGGGAGCGCUGCAUGCGAGACCCUCACGCCACGGCCACCGAGACGGCACUGCACAAGUUCAGAGAUAACGUCGCACCGCGAGUCAUAGAUGUGCUCAAAAAACUCUCACUCAUUCCUCCAUCACCACAUCCAUGAAUAAAAAGUGGUCUCAAAUUUCUGUAGAUAAGAUUGUAAUAAUUGCCAGUCCGCGGAAAAGUUAGCUGAUCUAAAAACACAAAAAAUUUAGUAUAAGCUUCAAAAGUUUACCCGGACAAUAUGAUUCUAAUUGCAUCGAGUAAAAGCCAUCCAGCUUCCCUGGAAAAUAAGCUCGAGCUUGAUCAUGAAUUAUCGACUGAUAUUUCUAAAUCUUCACUGUUCACUGCCACUUAACAAUAACCACCAGAUGCGUCGGUCGGUGCAUACUAGUCCUCAUAGUUGGGCUUGUUUGUGUGCACAAUUACACGUUUUAAUUUUACCCUAAGUUAUUCUUGAAACUUGUAUUGGAUCUUGCCUUUACCUUCAGUAUACCUUGCUUUUACCUGUUUUUUUUACCUUAUUUUCUGCUGCACUCUCCCUUUCAGUGGCUUCGUUGCUAGCAUACCAGUACGGUUUAAUUGAAUCUUGCCCUGAGUUGCUUUCUAGUUUUAAUUUAUUUACGUUCAAUUUUAUGCUCAAGUACUUGCAAUAUCUUGCAAAUUUAGAGUUUGCCCACAUCAAAUCCCGCAUUGAGUUGCUUUUAAAUCUCGAGCACAUUUGCUCGGAAUAUAGCAUUUGUUGCAUUGAAUAUGUUGAAGCAUUCACUAGCUUAGCUCGUAUCUUAGCCUUGAGGCAGAGACCACUUGUAAGCUCAAAUAUCUGUUGCCUUUUCUAGUCCACUGAGUUAUGCUCGUUCGAAUAACACGUGCUUUAUUAUUAUAAAUGUAUAUUAUAUUAUAAUGCUAAUGUGCUUUAAAUCCUGGAUUACUUUGAACCUUGCUUUUUGGUACGUGGAGUUUCAACCUUUGUGAUAAUGAUCCUUACUUCAGUUGAGUCGAAUCCUUCCUCUUAUUAUGUUGAAUCACGCUUCCUACUAUGUUGAAUCUUGCUCUUAUUAUGUCGAAUCUCGUCUCCAGUUAUAUUUUAUCUUGCUUUAAGUUAUCUCGAAUCUCGUCUCCAGUUAUAUUCUAUCUUGCUCAAAGUUAUCUCGAAUCUCGUCUCCAGUUAUAUUUUAUCUUUCCCUAAGUUAAGUCAUCUCCCAUUGAGUUCAAUAUAGCCUUAAGUUGAAUGGAAUCUUGCAUCGAGUCUCUAUAGAAAUUGUUCACUUUGUUAUGUGUGGUUUUGGAAAUUGUGUACGGAAAAACGAGUGAAAGCUCUUAACUAGUCUGAUUUGUAUUGUAAUUGAUUUUUUUUUGCAUGUGGUGCAAGUCGAAGUAUUGUGAUUGUCUGAGAAUUCUCAACGUUCCAUACCGAUGAUAAUAAUAGUUGUAGUUGGACAUAACCGUGCUUGUUAAUAUGUAACGAUAAUUUAAGUCUCAAUUCAUUGCAUUCCGUAGAGUUUUCUGAUAUAUCAAACUCUUUAAGAUACAAGUGUCUCAGAUAGGCUAGUACGGAGCAUAAUAUACAAAACAGUUUACUGCUGUUGUAUGCACAGCCGAAGUUUAGUUUUGAGUGUACAAAUAUGUUUUAAGUACAGCGUGGUCAUGCGUAAUAAUGUGUCGGUAUACUAUUCACUACACUAACGUGGAACAAAUAGUACACCACAAUACAUACUAGAUUAACUAGUUCAUUACAGUGCACCAUUUCUUUAAAAUCAAACCCUAAUUUUUUUCAAUUUUUUGCUUCUAAAAAAAAUAUACAUAUCUUUUGCAUUUAUUGAGUUAAUUGUUUGUACCUAUCUAUAAUGAUAUUCUGAAUAUCCAUACCUAGGUAAUACCAAGUCCUUGUUUCUUUCUCCGGAUCUCAUGGUUUUUUCUUCCUGAUAAUAAUAUCGCCUUGUUAUUCGUGCCCUGGGAAACUUAAAGUUUUUUAUCUGUUAAUAAUAUCACUUGAUUGAUUAUUCGCUCCUGGGAAACUAUGCGGUUUCAUCCCUACUACAUGAUAAUCUCACUUUGUUGAUCGCCACUUUUUGUUAUUGAUCAAUAAACCCAUUGUUGGC